CGCCUCUGCUUUUUUUCUCAGCCUGAAACGAACCCGAGGAUCUCUCUCCGCUUACGUUGGGUCUCUGUCAGUGGACACAGUGAGCAUGCAGGAGUCCGGGGUGUCUUUGCCCGCCAUUACGGCGUCCCGCUGGACCCUACCUGGCUCCCAAAUAGUUUCGCCUGCAGCAGAGCGUCUGCGCCACAUCCUGGGGGAGGAUGACAGCACCCCGACACCCACAAUAUUCACCGAGAUGGACACGCUGCAGCACGAGGGCGGCGAAUUAGAGUGGAAAGAGUCUGCGAGGUGGGUGAAGUUUGAGGAGAAGGUGGAGGAGGGAGGAGAGAGGUGGAGCAAGCCUCACGUGUCCACGCUGACCCUCCACAGCCUGUUUGAGCUGCGCACCUGUCUGCAGACAGGAAGCAUCCUGCUCGACCUGGAGGGCUACUCACUGCCGCAGAUCGUGG
Molecule: messenger RNA, 446 nt
Organism: Plectropomus leopardus (leopard coralgrouper)
Lineage: Eukaryota; Metazoa; Chordata; Actinopteri; Perciformes; Serranidae
Source: RefSeq, a predicted model, not a curated record